This is a messenger RNA of Naegleria fowleri, 567 nucleotides long. RefSeq lists its product as uncharacterized. The transcript has a single exon. Bases 1 to 567 code for a protein of 188 amino acids. NCBI's taxonomy places the organism in Eukaryota, Heterolobosea, Eutetramitea, Acrasida, Naegleriidae. The record is from RefSeq and is a predicted model, not a curated record.
AUGGUCAUUACUCGAAGUAAAACACAAGAAGAGAGAAAAUCAUCAACCAAAAGACGACUUCUUGAUGAUGAAGACAAUCUUUUCUUUGAUGAGGAAAGUAGUGAUGAAGAAGAUCAAUCUCGCCCUCUUUCUCGGAACCUCAGAAGUAACAAGAAGACUGAAAAACCUCCCCGAGUGGAUCCGAAAAGAAGAACAAGACGAAUCAAAAAGGCUUACAAGGAUCAAGAUGAUGAAACGGAAGAACUUUCUUCGUCGGACGAUCAUGACGAUAUGAAUUUGUCGUUUGAUGAAGAAGAAAGUGCUCCUCCUCGCAUCAACACUGAGGAUCAUGAUGAACAUGAUCAAUCAAAGACCUUUUCUGAACUACCACCACAACAACAAGAAAUGAAUAAGCCAAAAACUCGAUCCUCCGCAAGGCGUGAACAACAAAAGCAAUCUUUGCCACUUCCUCCUCAACAAGCCUCACCAAUCGUCAUUUCUUCUUCAUCUUCAGAGACAGAAUCUCCUGGAGGUCCCUUGAAUCGCAAAAAAAGAAAAAAUUCAAUCCUCUCAAUGUUUUUUCAAUAA